Messenger RNA from Meleagris gallopavo (turkey), 4701 nucleotides. The record is from RefSeq and is a predicted model, not a curated record. Lineage: Eukaryota; Metazoa; Chordata; Aves; Galliformes; Phasianidae.
GUUGUAACUCCUACUUUCUUAGAAUGUCUGUUGCAAGAGCCUAGACUGCAUACAAAAAGUUAAUCUGUUCAGCCUCAAGCUAAUAAGAGCAAAUUUCAGUACAAGAGGAUCCUUCUAGUUUGUUUCUGUAAAGAUACCAAGCUAUUUGUGAGUUUUCCAUUAUCUUAUUUAUUCACCCUGUCCAUUACAGUUUCAACACAAUACAAAGGAAGGAAGUGUUCUAGGUUCACAUAAACUAUUAAAAUGAGUGACUUGAGUAGUAAGUACUCCAGUGGGAGAGAGAGGAAGGAGAACGUAGCCAUUUUCCAUUUGAUUGGCAGCAGCUAGCUGGCUAUUCUGUCAGGCAGAACUUCUCAAGGUGCAACUGGGAGGGGUUGGAAUUACUGUUGGAGGUAUAUGGAGGCAGGCUUUCCUUGGACAGGAGGAAAACCUCUAAAUGAAAAUGAGGGAUGUACUGUAAGAACUGGUAUUGGGAUGGCUAUACUGAGACAUGUAAGAGAUAUAAUUUUGUGUAAGAACCCUUGGUUUUAUUGGUUCUGCUGUCAUAAAACUGUACAGAAAACAAAACGUCAUGAGUAGAGAGUUUGUUAAUGGGAAGCUUUAGAGUAGUAGCAUGGUUUUAAAAAAUCUGGUUUUUAGCCAUGGAUUUUACCAUGAUGGUUCUAGAAUGUAUAUGAUAUGUGCAUUUGUAUGCUGUGUAUGGUCUGUCUUUUAUUAUCCUUGCAAAGGCUGUCAGUAGAAUCUAGUGUUUUAAGGGAAAACUAAGGCUAGCUUAUAUUUUAGCACAGUGUUUAAUUUUUGCACUUCCACAUUUUUAUUUGUUUUUAAAUGAAGCUAUUGCAAUCAAAAGAUUGUCUUCCACUGUCUGGCUUGUGUGACUUCUAAAAAGCACAUGAUAUUUUUAGGUUGAUAAAAGAAGCUGGCAAACAAGAUCCAGAACUGGCUUACAUCAGUAGCAAUUUCAUAACUGGACAUGGCAUUGGCAAGAAUCAGCCUCGUAACAAGCAGAUGGAAGUAGAAUUCAGAAAACAGGAAGAGGUUCUUAGAAAAUUUCGAGCACAUGAGACCAAUCUUCUUAUUGCUACCAGUAUUGUAGAAGAGGGUGUUGACAUACCAAAAUGCAAUUUGGUGGUGCGUUUUGAUUUGCCCACAGAAUACCGUUCCUAUGUGCAGUCAAAAGGAAGAGCUAGAGCACCAAUUUCCAAUUACAUAAUGUUAGCAGAUACAGACAAAAUUAAAAGUUUUGAGGAAGAUCUUAAGACAUAUAAAGCAAUUGAGAAGAUCCUGAGAAAUAAAUGCUCGAAAUCUGUUGAUACCAAUGAAAUGGAAACGGAACCCAUUGUUGAUGAUGAUGAUGUGUUUCCACCCUAUGUGCUGAGGACAGAUGAGAACAGUCCAAGAGUUACUAUCAACACAGCCAUUGGACACAUAAAUAGGUACUGUGCUAGAUUACCAAGUGAUCCAUUUACACACCUAGCUCCCAAGUGUAAAACCAGAGAACUACCUGAUCAUACAUUCUACUCUACUCUCUACCUGCCAAUCAACUCACCUCUUCGAGCGUCAAUUGUUGGUCCUCCAAUGAGUUGUGCAAGAUUGGCUGAGAGAGUUGUAGCUCUUAUUUGCUGUGAAAAACUGCACAAAAUUGGUGAACUGGAUGAUCAUUUGAUGCCAGUUGGAAAAGAAACGGUUAAAUAUGAGGAAGAGCUUGAUUUACAUGACGAAGAAGAAACCAGUGUGCCAGGAAGACCAGGCUCUACAAAAAGACGACAGUGCUACCCUAAAGCUAUUCCAGAAUGUUUGAGGGAUAGUUAUCCCAAACCUGAUCAGCCCUGUUACCUGUAUGUAAUAGGAAUGGUGUUAACUACUCCAUUGCCUGAUGAGCUCAACUUUAGGAGACGAAAGCUAUAUCCUCCUGAGGAUACAACGAGAUGUUUUGGCAUAUUGACAGCCAAACCUAUACCUCAGAUUCCUCACUUUCCUGUGUAUACUCGCUCUGGAGAGGUUACAAUAUCUAUUGAGCUUAAGAAAUCUGGUUUUACUCUGUCUUUGCAAAUGCUUGAGCUGAUAACACGACUCCACCAGUACAUUUUCUCACAUAUUCUUCGUCUUGAGAAACCUGCACUAGAGUUCAAACCCACAGAAGCUGAUUCAGCCUACUGUGUUCUACCUCUUAAUGUUGUUGAUGACUCCAGCACUUUGGACAUUGACUUUAAGUUUAUGGAAGACAUUGAAAAGUCUGAAGCGCGUACAGGCAUUCCCAGUACACAGUAUACAAAAGAAAUGCCUUUUAUUUUCAAAUUAGAAGAUUACCAGGAUGCAGUUAUCAUUCCACGGUAUCGAAAUUUUGAUCAGCCUCAUCGAUUCUAUGUAGCUGACGUAUACACUGAUCUUACUCCACUCAGUAAAUUCCCUUCCCCUGAAUAUGAAACUUUUGCUGAAUAUUAUAAAACAAAAUAUAAUCUUGAUCUGACCAAUCUCAACCAGCCACUGCUGGAUGUGGACCACACAUCUUCAAGACUUAAUCUUUUGACUCCUCGCCAUUUGAAUCAGAAGGGGAAAGCACUUCCACUAAGCAGUGCUGAGAAGAGGAAAGCAAAAUGGGAAAGCCUGCAGAAUAAGCAGAUACUGGUUCCUGAGCUAUGUGCUAUACAUCCUAUUCCAGCAUCUUUGUGGAGAAAAGCAGUUUGCCUCCCCAGCAUACUUUAUCGCCUGCACUGCCUUUUGACAGCAGAGGAACUAAGAGCUCAAACAGCCACUGAUGCUGGGGUAGGGGUUAAAUCACUACCUGCAGAUUUCAGAUAUCCUAACCUGGACUUCGGAUGGAAAAAAUCUAUUGACAGCAAAUCUUUCAUCUCUAUACCUAGCUCCUCUUUGGUAGAGAAUGAAAAUUACUGUAAGCACAGCACAAUUGUAGUCCCUGAAAAUGCUGCACAUCAAGGUGCUAAUAGAACCUCUUCUGCAGAAAAACAUGACCAAAUGUCUGUGAGUUACAGAACACUGCUUGAUGAGUCACCCAGUAAACUCCAAAUUGAUGUCUCAGCAGAACUUGCAGCAAUUAAUGGUGUUUCUUAUAAUAAAAAUCUUGCCAAUGGCAAUUGUGAUUUAGUUAACAGAGACUUUUGCCAAGGAAAUCAGCUGAAUUACUGCAGGCAGGAAAUACCUGUACAACCAACUACCUCAUAUCCCAUUCAGAAUUUAUACAGCAGUGAGAACCAGCCCAAGCCCAGCAAUGAAUGUACUCUACUGAGUAAUAAAUACCUUGAUGGAAAUGCUAACAGAUCUACCUCAGAUGGAUACCCCAAAAUGACAGUGACCACCAGUACUUCAACAGCUCUUAAUCUUUCAAAAGACAAAAUGGAUUCUGAAAAGAACACUUCCAGUGGGUACUCCUCAAAAACUCUCGGUCCUAAUCCUGGUCUCAUUCUUCAGGCUUUGACUCUUUCAAAUGCUAGUGAUGGAUUUAAUCUGGAGCGACUAGAAAUGCUUGGUGAUUCAUUUUUAAAGCAUGCCAUCACUACAUACUUGUUUUGCACUUAUCCUGAUGCGCACGAGGGACGGCUGUCAUACAUGAGAAGUAAAAAAGUCAGCAACUGUAACUUGUAUCGCCUUGGAAAAAAGAAAGGACUGCCUAGUCGAAUGGUGGUAUCGAUUUUUGAUCCCCCCGUCAAUUGGCUUCCUCCUGGUUACAUAGUAAACCAGGACAAGAGCAACACUGAUAAGUGGGAGAAAGAUGAAACGACAAAGGAGAGUUUAUUGGCUAAUGGUAAACUUAACUAUGGUGAUGACGAUGAAGAGGAUGAAGACCUAAUGUGGAGAUUGCCCAAGGAAGAAACAGACUUUGAAGAUGAUUUUUUGGAGUAUGAUCAAGAGCAUAUCAAAUUCAUAGAUAGUAUGUUAAUGGGAUCAGGGGCUUUUGUGAAGAAAAUUUCUCUCUCUCACUUUUCAACCACUGAUUCAAACUAUGAAUGGAAGGCACCCAAGAAGUCAUCCCAGGGUAACGUGCCAUUUUCAUCAGAUUUUGAUGAUUUUGACUAUAGUUCUUGGGAUGCUAUGUGCUAUCUGGAUCCUAGCAAGGCUGUCGAAGAGGAUGAUUUUGUUGUCGGCUUCUGGAAUCCAUCAGAAGAAAACUGUGGUGUCGAUGCAGGAAAACAGUCUAUCUCAUAUGAUUUGCAUACAGAGCAGUGUAUUGCUGACAAAAGCAUUGCAGACUGUGUGGAAGCCCUGUUGGGCUGCUAUCUAACCAGCUGUGGUGAAAGAGCUGCUCAGCUUUUCCUGUGUUCACUGGGGCUGAAGGUGCUCCCUGUAAUUAAAAAGUCUGAUUGGGAAAGCACUCUGUGUCCGACCGGAGAGAACUGUAACAGUGAGCAGAAGAAUCUUUCACCAAACUCUGUUUCUGCUUGUAUAGUUAAUUCAGAGCCUUUUCUUUAUAAAGACCUGGAGUAUGGCUGUUUGAAGAUCCCACCAAGGUGUAUGUUUGAUCACCCAGAUGCUGAAAAAACCCUGAAUCACCUUAUUUCUGGUUUUGAAAACUUUGAGAAGAAAAUUAAUUACAGUUUUAAGAACAAGGCGUAUCUUCUUCAGGCAUUUACUCAUGCCUCAUAUCAUUAUAAUACCAUUACUGGUAAGUUGUCUGAAUUAAAAGUGUUUUUUUCUUGUAUAAUAAAUAUAAGAGAAGUAGGUUUUUUGUAUUCCCAUAUGUAG